Physcomitrium patens is the source of this 784-nucleotide messenger RNA. RefSeq lists its product as uncharacterized. The record is from RefSeq and is a predicted model, not a curated record. Lineage: Eukaryota; Viridiplantae; Streptophyta; Bryopsida; Funariales; Funariaceae. Gene Ontology annotation, cellular component: mitochondrial large ribosomal subunit. Gene Ontology annotation, biological process: translation. Gene Ontology annotation, molecular function: structural constituent of ribosome.
UGGACGAUAUGGAUGUCCUUCUCUUCUUCUGUCGUCUCGCACCCCUUCUUUCAGCUUCCUCGCUUCUAGAAUUCAGCAUUUCGGGGUUUAGGGUUUAGAGUUGCAGUUCUAUCAGACUUGGAUUUUGGAGCAAACGAAAAGCAAUUGCUUCCGACACUGGUCAGCGAUGGCGCUAGGAAUUCUUACUCAGUUCCUGCGCGGCGGCCGUGCCGUGCCCCGCACCGGAAUUAAGAUCCUGACUUCCAAGCGUGGUCCCCGAAACUAUUACAAGGGAAAGGGGUGCAAGCCCACGGGUCGCCACACUAGUAAAGGUGGCUAUGUAUUAAUGGACGAGAAGCUCCCUCGGUACAUUGUUCCUGAUUUGACGAACUGCAAGUUGCUUCCAUACGUUGCACACGACACACCUGAAGUCGCGAAGGAGGAGAAAGUGGGGUCAUGAUGUGUGACAUGGACGUUAUUGGACCCCAUUUCUUGCUGAUCUUGCACACAUUGGAGCGGCUAGGUUUCGUUCGCCGAGGCUCUCUGCUACAGUUGUUUCUAUCUGGGCUUUAAACCUUGUAGAGGGAUUAAGCGACUCGGUUUCCUUUUUGUGAGAUUGAUCGUGAUUGUGCGAGAGAAGCAGCCUACCAAGUUGAAUGAAGAGUAUCCUUGGAAAAAUCUAAUCGGACAGGCUCAUCAAAUUAGCAUUGAUGUUGAGAAUUUUGUUCCUGAAUUUGUCUUUGUAACCAAAUCGUGUGAAGUGUUCACGAUCGACAUAAUUCUUCGGUUAUGAUUGUUAGGUGCA